UGAGGCAGCCAUAGCUUCGGGCGCGGGACGCCUCGAGUCGCGGAGUCGUUGGAUUAAACAACAAUCCGUGGUGUCACUGUCCCGUGAAGCGCUUGGCGUUUGUAAGAUUGUGGUUGGAUUGUGUUUGCAUUUACGCGCGCAUUACUGUUUACAACCACCUUCGUGGCAGCCAAACACCGUGCGCGCGUGUGGUUCUCCGACGAUGAGCGCAGAGGAGGAAGUGUUGCGUAUCCAGAAGAAGCUCAACAAAAUGUCGAGCGGUGACGGGACGGGUCAAGAACAGGCUUUGGAAUUGCUUAAGAUUCUUCAAAAAUUACCUGUUGACUUAGAGCUUUUGACUAAAACACGUAUUGGAAUGACUGUAAAUGCGUUGAGAAAAUCAAGUAGGGAUGAAGAAGUCAUUUCUUUAUCAAAGACUCUUAUUAAAAACUGGAAAAAGUUCUUAUCUGGAUCAAAUAAAGAGAAGGACUCAACAUCGUCAAGUAGUUCAAAAAAGAAGGAUGAGAAACCAGAUAAAGCAAAGGAAGAGAGCGAUCAUAAGAAAGAGAAAGAUAUUAUGGAUGUCGAUGUAAAAGUUAAGGAAGAAAAACCUUUCAAAGACAUUCAAAGGAAACAGGCGUCUUUCCCUGCUCCUACCACAACAGAUGCAGUGAGAUUAAAAUGCAGAGAACUAUUGGCGACAGCUUUACGUGUUGAUGGGAAAGUUAUUGAUGGAUGUGCCAGUCCAGAAGAGUUAGCAGAAGAAUUGGAAGAAGCAAUCUAUGCAGAAUUUAAAAACACUGACAACAGAUACAAAAAUAGAGUUCGCAGCAGAGUUGCCAAUUUGCGCGAUGUGAAGAAUCCUAAUCUACGGACGAACUUUUUGGUAGGUGCGAUUACGCCUGCUAGAUUAGCGGUAAUGACUGCAGAAGAAAUGGCAAGCGACGAAAUUAAGCAAUUACGCGAACAGUUCAAGAAAGAGGCUAUCAAUGACGCACAACUUGCCACCGUGCAGGGAACCAAGACCGACUUGCUCAAAUGUGGUAAAUGCAAGAAGCGCAACUGCACGUAUAACCAAGUGCAAACACGUUCAGCCGACGAACCGAUGACUACUUUCGUAUUGUGUAAUGAAUGUGGAAAUCGAUGGAAAUUCUGCUAA
This is a messenger RNA of Cyphomyrmex costatus, 1138 nucleotides long. RefSeq names its product RNA polymerase II elongation factor (gene TfIIS). The transcript is spliced from 4 exons. Gene Ontology annotation, molecular function: zinc ion binding; nucleic acid binding. NCBI's taxonomy places the organism in Eukaryota, Metazoa, Arthropoda, Insecta, Hymenoptera, Formicidae. Bases 203 to 1138 code for a protein of 311 amino acids. Gene Ontology annotation, biological process: transcription elongation by RNA polymerase II; DNA-templated transcription. Gene Ontology annotation, cellular component: nucleus. The record is from RefSeq and is a predicted model, not a curated record.